GUACUGUGCGGAGCAGGCUGGGAGGGACGACACAGUACCAGACACAGACAGCAAGUCGCUAUGUUUAAAGGGUGCCAUAAACUGCUGCUUUAUUUAACGUAUUUUCGCAGAACAAGACAGUGACAGGGGCCGUGGUGGCUGUCAGCGUGUGCUGGUGCAAGCUUGGUGCCUGCCGGGAGGUGCCAAGUGCAGUGCCACCAAGGCUAAUAUUGGUAAGAAACCGGCCCACCACUUGUCCAGCCAGCUAAUUUGCACAGUCUGAUGUAACAGGCGGUAACUGUGAUAGUGUUGUUACAUGUCACCCACAACAACAACACAGGGCUGUCAGGACUCACCAUUUUUCCAAAAAUAUGAACUGGAUCUCCGAGAUAAUGUACUCGGAGACGGCAGCUUCAGUGUCUGUCGGGAAUGUGCACAAAAGUCCAGCGGGCAACACUUUGCUGUCGAGAUAGUGUCAAGAAGACUAGACUGCCAACAAGAAAUCAAUUUACUCCGGGCUUGCCAAGGACAUUCCAACAUUGUCAACAACCUGUUCCAUGAAGUUUUCCAUGAUGAAGCACACACCUACAUUGUGAUGGAGCUCCUUGGAGGUGGAGAGCUAGCUGCUUCAGAGGAUCAGGAAACACGAGAGGUUCACAGAGGCUCAGGCUUCAGUCAUCAUGAGGAACCUGGGUUAUUGACAGUAGAUGCUUCAAGGCGUCUCACCAUCACUGAGUUGCUGCAGGAUGAGUGGCUUCAGGGAGGCCCUCCUUAUUUAUUUUCAGCAACUCCCCUCACGACACCCACUAUACUCGCUUUUCAUGCAUUCCACAUGGCAACUAGGGAAGAAUUUUGCUUGCUAGUAAGUUUGAUUGGAGUUCAUGAUAAAAAUUCAAACAUAUUGGAGUCUAAGAGGCUGUAGUGGAAGUUACUGGGGUUUUCAAGGGUGUUUUCAUGAUUCCAGUGAUAGUUGAAGAGGUUUAACAGGCUGUAGUGGAAGUUACUGGGGUUUUCAAUGGUGUUUUCAUGAUUCUGGUGAAUUUAAAAGGCUGUAUACAUUUAAUUAGAAAGAAAAAUAGUGUUUAUUACCAUGAUUAGAGAGAGAGAGAGAGAGAGAGAGAGAGAGAAAGUGCAUUAAUCUUUAGUAAACAAACAAGCAAAUCCUGUUAGCUGUAUAUUAAGUAAACAUUCCAUUAGUGUUUAAGAACAAAUUAUAUUACCACAACUGAUCAAAUGUGCAGUAUCAGUAAGGCUGUAUUCCCAAACACGCCCACACCCGCUUGCCUGACUGUCAGUGUUUAAUUAAAAAGUUAUUGGGGUUUUCAAGGGCGUUUUUCAAGAAGUUAUUGGGGUUUUCAAGGGUGUUUUUCAUGGUUCUAUUGUUAAACAGGCUGUAAUGGAAGUUACUGGGGUUUUCAAGGAUGUUUUUCAUGAUUCCAGUGAUAGUUUAACAAUUAUUCUGCCUCACCAGUGGAAAACAACCGCCCCUAAUAGCCUGACCAACCGUGUGUGGCCUUGCAGAACAGAGAGAGAGAGAGAGAGAGAGAGAGAGAGGUGGGUGUUGUUUGGGAGUGCUAACCAAGAAAUGAUCUUAGUAAUGACAGAUACUUAAUCAAGUAUAUAUAUAUUUUUUGUGUGCCUUUCCCCUGUUGUAUUUGUGUUUAUUUGAGACGGGCAGGAGAAAUUGUUUACCCUCGUCUGCAAACUCUCUUCUCAGGAUGUAAUCUCACCUUACCUUAAUAAAAUGUUGAUUAUUA
Scylla paramamosain (green mud crab) is the source of this 1736-nucleotide messenger RNA. RefSeq names its product ribosomal protein S6 kinase alpha-5-like. Bases 296 to 901 code for a protein of 201 amino acids. NCBI's taxonomy places the organism in Eukaryota, Metazoa, Arthropoda, Malacostraca, Decapoda, Portunidae. Gene Ontology annotation, cellular component: cytoplasm; nucleus. Gene Ontology annotation, biological process: intracellular signal transduction; protein autophosphorylation; peptidyl-serine phosphorylation. Gene Ontology annotation, molecular function: calcium-dependent protein serine/threonine kinase activity; calcium/calmodulin-dependent protein kinase activity; calmodulin binding. The transcript has 4 exons. The record is from RefSeq and is a predicted model, not a curated record.